UUUUGUAAGCUUGGAGGCUCCCUGCGCAUGGGUACGCGGGAACUGUCUGGCUUGCUGUAUAGGCACGCCUAGAGUAUACCCGACAGUGGUGUCUACGUCGUCGGCCCGCGAGCUCCUCGAGAUUUUUUCCAUAUUUCACCCGUCAAACACUACGCCCAGCCAAUUCAACAUCCACAGGCCUUCCACACACGCGACUAUGUCUCUCAUCUGGCGAGAAGCGCAUGUACCUCACAAUUAACAGUUUUCCAACAGGAGCAAGAAGACGAGCACAAGCGCUCGAGGCACUAACAUCUUUCCGCCCUCAUAACAAACACGCGACAGCGCAAACCCUACACAAGAAGACGUCUCGUCUCGCCCACAAAACGACAAAGCUACCAGACUCACGGCUACGGCUCCCUCAGUUCGUUAAAAGCGUAUACGCUCGACAGCGACGCAGGAGGGAAGCGCUGCUGGUGAUGUUUCUUCGCCUGCUACCCAGUUUUGCGGCGUCGCUGGGCAGCAUAAGAACAUGUAUUGGUUUCAGAGCAACGAUGGAACAUUGUCAACGUUUGGGCUCGUCUCCUCUUGAAGAUACCGGCGACUUCUGGAGGUGGGUCAUCAGCACUACGUUUUGUUACUUCCGAGGUAGGCUAAGCUCCUUGACGGGCCGUAGGCGCGGUCAGCAUGCUCGAGAUCGCGGCCUUCCGUAUCAUCUAGCCCAAGGUUUGUGAGGUGGCAUGAACGGACCUUCUGAGUGCUACCAUACCUUCCCA
Messenger RNA from Aplosporella prunicola CBS 121167, 752 nucleotides. RefSeq lists its product as uncharacterized. The transcript has a single exon. Bases 222 to 710 code for a protein of 162 amino acids. NCBI's taxonomy places the organism in Eukaryota, Fungi, Ascomycota, Dothideomycetes, Botryosphaeriales, Aplosporellaceae. The record is from RefSeq and is a predicted model, not a curated record.